Molecule: messenger RNA, 1263 nt
Organism: Malania oleifera
Lineage: Eukaryota; Viridiplantae; Streptophyta; Magnoliopsida; Santalales; Ximeniaceae
Product: protein PGR
Exons: 5
Coding region: 270-1133 (287 amino acids)
Cellular component (GO): membrane
Source: RefSeq, a predicted model, not a curated record
GACUAACCUCUCACUAUUAAAACAAUUAAAACGGACAUAUGCAUACCCUUUGCGUAAUCCAAAAAAAAUUAUUCUACCCCGAAGAGCGAAGCCGAAACAUACCAUUAAUGAAUAAACAAAAUAUAUAAUGGCGGCCAUCUGUGGCCGACAAGUAUGACGGACUGACUGACUGUUGAAACCAGCGAACCAGAAUUGACCUGCGUAUAAUUCUUACUUCAGCAUCGUCUCCAACCCACCUGAAACUCAAACCAGAUCUCUUCGCAUUAACAAUGGAGAAUUUUCUGUCCCAACCCCUCGUUGCUCUCUUCAUAUCUUUGUUCAUCGCCAUGAGGGCCUACAGAAAGAAGUCCCUCGACCUCUCCGGCGCUUUGGUAGGGUUUCUGGUCGUGGCUCUUCACGUUGCCGCCGGCUACAGGUACGGAGCUAUGUUGCUUAUUUUCUUCUUUACUUCGUCCCAGCUUACUAAGGUGGGAGAGGAGAAGAAGCGACGCAUUGAUGCCGAAUUUAAGGACGGAGGUCAGCGUAAUUGGAUACAAGUUCUAUCCAAUAGCGGCAUUGCGACAAUCUUGGUUAUUAUUGUUUGGAAAGUAACUGGAUGGCAGGACAAGUGCCUGGACUCAAAAGAUUCUAUUGUCGCUACAUCUCUUAUUGGUGGCAUUAUUGGUCAUUAUUCCUGCUGCAAUGGGGACACUUGGUCUUCAGAAAUUGGGAUACUCAGUGAUGCACAACCUCGGUUAAUCACAACACUCAAGCCUGUUCAGAGGGGUGUAAAUGGUGGCGUGACAAAAGCAGGACUCCUUGCAGCUGCAGGAGCGGGUGGCAUAAUUGGUCUAACAUUUGUUCUCUUUGGAUUUUUCACAACAAAAUGUGCGUAUGACCUAGCUGUCAGGCAGCUACUGGUAAUACCUCUUUCAGCCUUAGCAGGACUAUGUGGAAGUGUCAUAGAUUCUUUGUUGGGAGCAACUCUGCAAUUUAGUGGAUUCUGCAGUGUCCGUAACAAGGUGGUUGGGAAACCAGGGCCAACGGUGAAGAAAAUUUCAGGUCUUACCAUUCUUGACAACAAUGCUGUGAACUUUGUAUCUAUACUUCUGACCAGCUUGUUGACUUCCAUUGCGUGUUUAUAUAUUUUCUGAAAUCCAUCCAUUCAACUGAAUUUUUGUGGACGUGAGGUUCACACCUCAUUUUUCUGAUAAUAUGUAUCGUUGUUAACGGAUCUCAUUUACCAUAUACCUGCUAAUGCCAUAAACUUAAGCUUGUUGAGAA